Molecule: messenger RNA, 1702 nt
Organism: Raphanus sativus (radish)
Lineage: Eukaryota; Viridiplantae; Streptophyta; Magnoliopsida; Brassicales; Brassicaceae
Product: RHOMBOID-like protein 3
Biological process (GO): proteolysis
Cellular component (GO): membrane
Molecular function (GO): serine-type endopeptidase activity
Source: RefSeq, a predicted model, not a curated record
UAUUUGGUCCAAGGAUUUUGAUACAUCGAAGCAUGGUCAUAGUUUCUUGUCAUAUAUUAUACUAUACAACUAUACAAGAUGACGUUUUAAUAAGAUUUUAUAAUGGGAAUAAACUUCUUUUUAUUUUAAAAGAAGAGAAUAUUAAUUUAUGUUAUUAUAAGCUUUUAUUCUUAUAAUGCGGUGUGACUGGAAUUUUAGAAGGGAAAAAAGGCAUCUUACGUGAAUAAUAAGACAUGAAAUUUCACGUAGUGACCAAUAAAAAGAUUUUCGCCAACAGAAAGGCAAACAAACCUUUUCCAAAAGCAUAAUUACGGGGAGAUAAAACUCAAAAUUAAAAUAAUCGAAAAGCAAAUUACCUGAUUUGAUUGCAGACAAGACCCAAUAGUUAAACCAACUAACCCAAGAGGCCAAGAGUGGGCCAUGAGAUGAGCCUUUCUAUUUGCAUAAUGCUUUUCUUUUUACCAUAGAGUCCGCUACUCUUUUAUGAGACAUGCUCAUACGAAAAUACGCGCGUAACGUAAAAAGUAUCACACGUGUAACUUAACCAUUGGUUAAUUAUAAACCCACUUUCUCAGAUUCUCGAAGGUUUUAACCGUUUUUGCCGCCUUCGAUCACAGAGAAAGCGAGAGAGAGAAAGAGAGAGAGAUCACUCAUGGCCGUAGAAGACGAUCCGGAAGAGAUCGGAAGCGAAGAAGGUAACCGGAGUGGAACAAAACCGCCGUCUAGUCCGGCACCGUUGUCGUCGCAGAGGACGUCGUGGCUGGUUCCAUUAUUCGCUGUAACUAACGUGAUACUCUUCUCCGUCGCGAUGUUCGUCAACAACUGCCCUAAGCAUUCAGCUCCCAACCACCACUGCGUCGCCAUUCCUCGGGAGGCUCUCCUUCGAGCCUCUCCGGAACAAUCCUCUCUUCGGUCCGUCCUCUCGCACGUACGUACGUUGGCUAUAGAUCAGAUUUCGAAGUUCAUCCAUAGGGAUUUGAGAUUUUAAUAUGAUUGAGCUUUGUCUUCCAGAUUGAUGAAGUUAGGAUCACUUGAGCGGUGCAGAGUCGUGGAGAGGCACGAAGCUUGGCGUCUCUUUACAUGUAUAUGGUUACACGCCGGUCUUAUCCAUCUUGUGACUAAUAUGAUCAGUCUCAUUUUCAUCGGUAUUCGCCAGCAGCAAUUUGGAUUCGUUAGGAUUGGAGUUAUAUACGUUAUAUCAGGAGUAGGAGGAAGCGUAGUGUCUUCCCUCUUUAUCAGAAACGGUGUCGUCUCUGUUGGAGCUUCUGGUUCCCUCUUUGGGCUUCUUGGCUCUAUGGUUUCCGAGAUUCUCACCAACUGGACUAUCUACUCUAACAAGGUUGCAGCACUCUUGACGCUUUUGUUUGUCAUUGUGGUAAACCUGGCCUUUGGGAUACUACCUCACGUUGAUAAUGUCGCUCACCUCGGUGGAUUUUUAGUUGGUUUUCUCCUCGGUUUUGUUCUGCUUGCUCGUCCUCAGUUCAAGUGGUUAGCAACAGAGCAUAUGCCACAUGGAAGAAGUCUCACCUCCAAGUACAAGCCUUACCAGUACAUACUAUGGCUCAUUUCUCUGGCUCUGUUGAUCGCCGGGUUUGUGGUGACGCUGGUGAUGCUAUUCCGAGGAGAAGAGGGGAAUGAUCACUGCCGCUGGUGUCACUACCUACGCUGUAUUCCCACCUCAAGAUGGAGUUGUGAAGAGUAA